AUGUUUAGUUCUAAUAACAAUGGUUUUCAAUUAUGUAAACGUCUUCAUCGAAAUAGAAUUAUUUCGAUUCUAUCGGGAGUUCUUUUUGCAAUCGGUUGGUGGAUUAUCAUUGACAUGAUUUGUCAAUAUCCUAAACAAACUGAUUUUAAUAAAGUUUAUCUUAUUAUUGGUGUAAUAGCUACAUUAGCACUUAUGUUCAAUUGUGUAUCAAAUUCUCAAGUUCGUGGUUAUGAUGAUGGUGACAAUAGUCUUGGACAAAUUGGAGCUCGAUUUGUUCUUUUUAUUUCAUUUCUACUUGUAUUUGGUUCAUUUAUUGCUAGCGCUUGGGUAUUAUUUGGUUACUAUGUUACUUAUAAAAAAGAUAGACUUUAUCCUGGUCUAGCUAUUUUUGUUCAAAAUCUCGCUAUAUUGAUUAGCACAUUGAUCUUAAAAUUAGGUCGCAAAGAAAAUCUUCGUUAUUAA
Molecule: messenger RNA, 462 nt
Organism: Rotaria sp. Silwood2
Lineage: Eukaryota; Metazoa; Rotifera; Eurotatoria; Philodinida; Philodinidae
Source: the annotation of a GenBank genome assembly